AUGGCCUCCAUUAAGCAAGUCCCUACCGGAACCAAUGCCGAGGAGGUGAGAGUUGAAGUGAACUCAUGGGUGGAGGAACAGACGCGCGGCCUUAUCCCCGAGAUUCUUCCACCAGGCUCAGGUAAUGGGAUUUGCAUCAACGCAAAUACUUUAUACUUCAAGGCAAGUUGGAGGGAUGAGUACUUCGACGAAUUAACGACCAGAGAGGAUGUGUUUCAUCUUCUCACUGGAGAUAAAGUCGGUAAGGUACCUUUCAUGACCAGCGGAUAUGAGCACUAUAUUACUGCCUUUGACGGCUUCAAAGCCUUGAGACUUCCUUACCAAGCAAGUAAAGACUAUAAUGAUUUCCGAUCCUUUUCUAUGAUUUUGCUUCUUCCGGAUGCCAUAGAUGGGCUGCCAGCUCUGGCGCAUAGAUUUAAGAUUUCUACUGGGUUUGAAGCCUCCAGUAUUCUGGGGGAACUAGGGCUGACGGCUCUUGCCUCGGAGUCGCAGAUAUAUCAUCAAGCCAUAAUCGAGGUUAAUGAAAAAGACACAACAGCUACAGCUGCAACAGUUGAUGAUAUGGCAUUCUCUAUGGAAGACUUUGUGGCGGAUCACCCAUUCAUAUUUCUCAUCACAGAAGAUGGUGGAACGGUGCUGUUCAUGGGGCACGUACUUAAUCCCCUUGCUGGCUGA
This is a messenger RNA of Argentina anserina (silverweed cinquefoil), 675 nucleotides long. Its product is annotated as serpin-ZXA-like. Lineage: Eukaryota; Viridiplantae; Streptophyta; Magnoliopsida; Rosales; Rosaceae. Gene Ontology annotation, molecular function: serine-type endopeptidase inhibitor activity. The transcript is spliced from 3 exons. The record is from RefSeq and is a predicted model, not a curated record. Bases 1 to 675 code for a protein of 224 amino acids.